Messenger RNA from Ricinus communis (castor bean), 7777 nucleotides. RefSeq names its product acetyl-CoA carboxylase 1. The record is from RefSeq and is a predicted model, not a curated record. Gene Ontology annotation, biological process: fatty acid biosynthetic process. Gene Ontology annotation, molecular function: acetyl-CoA carboxylase activity; metal ion binding; ATP binding. The transcript is spliced from 31 exons. Bases 618 to 7397 code for a protein of 2259 amino acids. NCBI's taxonomy places the organism in Eukaryota, Viridiplantae, Streptophyta, Magnoliopsida, Malpighiales, Euphorbiaceae.
AUAAUUUUCCUAAAGAUCCAAUCUUUUGAAUAACUAAAGUGAUAAAUCUCAAAGUUUAUUUUAUUUAUUUUAUUUUUGGUUGAACAGUUUUGUAAUUAACUACACAUGGGAAAGAAUUUCUAGAGAGAGAGAGAGAGAGGGGUAGAGGUAGAUGAGAACUAACAGCUACACUGAGCAGCAAUGGUAGAAAGAGGGAAGAGAAGAGGAUGCGGUGCGGAGUGGGGUGCCGGGGGCAGGUACCACGUGCAGAGUCUCAUUAAAAGCCGUUAAGACUUAAAGGCCCCACCUCUCUCUCUAACUCUAACCUAACUCCCUCUCUCUCUCUCUCUCUCUCUCUCUCUCUCUCUCUGCAAUUUCUCUUUAAACUACUUGUAUACUUAUAUACACUCACACAAACAAACCCAUUUCAAGAUUGUCAAUUUUUAUGUACAUCAUUCAUUACUUACAUUACAACAACAUUUUUAUUACCUUCUGCUUGGUUCCAUCUAUUUUUUUUUCUUGUCUUAGAUUUAAACUAAUGCUUUCUUACCCGUAAACCCAAUUGAGUUCAAUUUUAGUCCCAGCUUCCGAAAUUUCAGCUUUUCUCCAGCACGUUGGAAGCACAGAGGAGACCGCCAAUGGCAAUGGAUGUUGCACGUGGGAAUGGUUAUGUAAAUGGGGUGGUUCCAACAAGGAGCCCUGCCACCAUAUCUGAAGUGGAUGAGUUCUGCUAUGCUCUUGGAGGAAAGAAACCAAUCCACAGUAUUUUAAUUGCAAACAAUGGAAUGGCAGCUGUCAAAUUUAUUCGCAGUGUUAGGACAUGGGCUUAUGAAACAUUUGGCACUGAGAAAGCAAUCUUAUUGGUGGCCAUGGCUACUCCAGAAGACAUGAGAAUCAAUGCAGAGCAUAUCAGAAUUGCUGAUCAGUUUGUGGAAGUUCCUGGUGGGACAAAUAACAAUAACUAUGCCAAUGUGCAGCUCAUUGUAGAGAUGGCAGAGAUAACCCAUGUCGAUGCAGUUUGGCCUGGUUGGGGUCAUGCAUCUGAGAACCCUGAGCUGCCAGAUGCACUAAAUGCAAAGGGGAUAGUAUUUCUUGGGCCUCCGGCUGUAUCAAUGGCAGCAUUGGGUGAUAAAAUUGGCUCAUCUUUAAUUGCCCAAGCAGCGGAUGUCCCAACUCUUCCAUGGAGUGGCUCUCAUGUGAAAAUUCCUCCAGAAAGUUGUUUGAUUACCAUCCCAGAUGAGAUGUACAGGGAAGCAUGUGUAUAUACAACGGAGGAAGCGAUUGCAAGUUGUCAAGUUGUUGGUUACCCUGCAAUGAUCAAGGCAUCAUGGGGUGGUGGUGGUAAAGGCAUAAGAAAGGUUCAUAAUGAUGAUGAAGUUAGGGCAUUGUUCAAGCAAGUCCAAGGUGAAGUUCCUGGGUCGCCCAUCUUUAUAAUGAAGGUUGCUUCCCAGAGUCGACACUUGGAAGUCCAGUUACUCUGUGAUCAGUAUGGAAAUGUAGCAGCUUUGCAUAGCCGUGAUUGCAGUGUUCAGAGGCGACACCAGAAAAUAAUUGAGGAAGGUCCAGUUACCGUUGCACCGCUGGUAACGGUUAAAAAACUGGAGCAGGCAGCUCGAAGGUUGGCAAAAUGUGUGAAUUAUGUUGGAGCAGCUACAGUUGAGUAUUUGUACAGUAUGGAUACUGGAGAAUAUUAUUUUUUGGAGCUCAACCCCCGGUUACAGGUGGAGCACCCUGUCACUGAGUGGAUUGCUGAAAUUAAUUUGCCAGCAGCCCAGGUAGCUGUUGGGAUGGGAAUUCCCCUCUGGAAAAUUCCUGAGAUAAGACGCUUUUAUGGAAUGGAACAUGGUGGAGGAUAUAAUGCUUGGAGGAAAACUUCAGUUGCUACUCCUUUUGAUUUUGACGAGGCGGAGUCCACAAGACCAAAAGGUCAUUGUGUAGCUGUGCGUGUGACAAGCGAGGAUCCAGACGAUGGCUUUAAGCCUACCAGUGGCAAAGUGCAGGAGCUGAGUUUUAAAAGCAAGCCAAAUGUGUGGGCUUACUUCUCUGUUAAGUCUGGUGGUGGCAUUCAUGAAUUCUCAGAUUCUCAAUUUGGACAUGUUUUUGCCUUCGGGGAGUCGAGAGCUUUGGCUAUAGCAAAUAUGGUCCUUGGGCUGAAAGAAAUUCAAAUUCGAGGAGAAAUCCGUACCAAUGUUGACUACUCAAUUGACCUUUUACAUGCUUCUGAUUAUAAAGACAAUAAAAUUCACACAGGUUGGUUGGACAGCAGAAUUGCUAUGAGGGUUAGAGCUGAAAGGCCCCCGUGGUACCUCUCUGUUGUUGGAGGGGCUCUUUACAAAGCAUCCGCUAGCAGUGCAGCUAUGGUUUCAGAUUAUGUUGGUUAUCUUGAAAAGGGGCAAAUCCCUCCCAAGCACAUAUCACUUGUGAACUCUCAAGUUUCUUUGAACAUUGAAGGAAGCAAAUACAUGAUUGACAUGGUUAGAGGUGGGCCAGGGAGCUAUAGAUUGAGGAUGAAUGAAUCAGAGAUUGAAGCAGAGAUACAUACUUUACGUGAUGGAGGUUUAUUGAUGCAGUUGGAUGGAAACAGCCAUGUGAUAUAUGCAGAGGAAGAGGCUGCUGGAACUCGUCUUCUCAUUGAUGGAAGGACUUGCUUGCUACAGAAUGAUCAUGAUCCAUCAAAGUUAAUAGCGGAAACGCCAUGCAAGCUGUUAAGAUAUUUGGUUUCAGAUGGUAGUCAUAUUGAAGCUGACACCCCAUAUGCAGAGGUCGAAGUUAUGAAGAUGUGCAUGCCUCUUCUUUCACCUGCUUCUGGAGUUAUUCAGUUUAAAAUGUCUGAAGGUCAAGCGAUGCAGGCUGGUGAGCUUAUAGCACGACUUGAUCUUGAUGAUCCUUCAGCUGUACGUAAGGCUGAGCCUUUUCAUGGGAGCUUCCCACUACUGGGGCCUCCAACUGCUGUUUCUGGUAAGGUUCAUCAGAGAUGUGCUGCAAGUCUAAAUGCAGCUCGUAUGAUUCUUGCUGGCUAUGAUCAUAAUUUUGAUGAAGUAGUGCAAAACUUGCUCAAUUGUCUUGAUAGUCCUGAACUUCCUUUCCUUCAGUGGCAAGAGUGCUUAUCUGUAUUGGCAACUCGCCUUCCCAAAGAUCUUAGAAAUGAGCUGGAAUCAAAGUAUAAGGAGUUUGAGGGGAUGUCAAGCUCCCAGAACAUUGACUUCCCAGCCAAAUUGCUAAGGGGUGUUCUUGAGGCUCAUUUAUCCUCCUGUCCUGAAAAAGAAAUAGGAGCCCAGGAAAGGCUUGUUGAACCUUUAAUGAGCCUUGUGAAGUCUUACGAGGGAGGACGGGAAAGUCAUGCCCGAAUCAUUGUUCAGUCACUUUUUGAAGAGUAUUUAUCCGUUGAAGAAUUGUUUAGUGACAAUAUCCAGGCUGAUGUCAUUGAACGUCUUAGACUUCAAUAUAAGAAAGAUCUACUGAAGGUUGUGGACAUUGUCCUUUCUCAUCAGGGUGUCCGGAGUAAAAAUAAGCUGAUACUACGGCUCAUGGAACAACUGGUUUACCCUAACCCAGCUGCUUAUAGGGAUAAACUAAUUCGGUUCUCUCAACUUAACCAUACAAGUUAUUCUGAGCUGGCACUGAAAGCAAGUCAACUGCUAGAACAAACCAAACUGAGUGAACUUCGUUCCACCAUUGCCAGAAGUCUUUCUGAACUAGAGAUGUUUACUGAGGAUGGUGAAAAUAUGGAUACUCCCAAGAGGAAAAGUGCCAUUAAUGAACGAAUGGAGGAUCUUGUGAGCGCUCCUUUGGCUGUUGAAGAUGCCCUUGUGGGUCUGUUUGAUCACAGUGAUCACACCCUUCAAAGGCGGGUUGUGGAAACUUAUGUUCGUAGGCUGUAUCAGCCCUAUCUUGUAAAGGGAAGUGUCAGGAUGCAAUGGCAUAGAUCUGGUCUUAUUGCUUCAUGGGAGUUCUUGGAAGAGCAUAUUGGGAGAAAAAAUGGCUCUGAAGAUCAAAUGUCAGAUGAACCAGUGGUUGAGAAAUACAGUGAAAGGAAAUGGGGAGCCAUGGUUAUCAUAAAAUCUCUACAAUUUUUGCCUGCAAUCAUUAAUGCUGCAUUAAGGGAAACAGCCCAUAACCUUCAUGAAGCAAUUCCAAAUGGAUCCAUGCAAUCGGCUAACUUUGGCAAUAUGAUGCAUAUUGCAUUGGUGGGGAUCAACAACCAGAUGAGUCUGCUUCAGGACAGUGGGGAUGAGGAUCAGGCUCAAGAGAGAAUUAACAAGUUAGCCAAAAUUCUUAAAGAGCAAGAAGUAGGCUCCUGUUUACGCACUGCAGGUGUUGGGGUUAUUAGCUGUAUCAUACAGAGGGAUGAAGGGAGAGCCCCUAUGAGGCAUUCCUUUCACUGGUCAGCAGAAAAGCUCUAUUACGAGGAAGAGCCAUUACUGCGACAUCUAGAACCUCCACUGUCCAUCUACCUUGAACUGGACAAACUUAAAGGUUAUGGGAACAUAAAAUACACUCCAUCGCGUGACAGACAAUGGCACUUGUACACUGUUGUAGAUAAGCCAGUGCCAAUCAAGAGGAUGUUUCUUAGAACUCUUCUGAGGCAGCCCACAACAAAUGAAGGGUUUACUGCACAUCAAGGGCUAGGUGUGGAAGUUCCUCGUACUCAAUUUGACAUGUCCUUUACAUCAAGGAGCAUUUUGAGGUCUUUAGUGGCUGCAAUGGAGGAGUUGGAGCUUAAUGUGCACAAUGCUACUGUCAGUUCUGACCAUGCUCAUAUGUAUCUCUGUAUCUUGAGAGAACAACAAAUAGAUGAUCUUGUGCCUUAUCCCAAGAGAGUUGAUGUAGAUGCCGCCCAGGAAGAAGCUGCCGUUGAGAGAAUCUUGGAAGAACUAGCUAGGGAAAUACAUGCAUCAGCUGGUGUAAGAAUGCAUAGGUUAAAUGUUUGCGAGUGGGAAGUGAAGUUCUGGAUAACAUCAUCUGGUCAGGCAAAUGGGGCUUGGAGAGUUGUCAUCACAAAUGUGACUGGUCAUACAUGUGCAGUACAUAUAUAUAGAGAACUAGAGGAUUCCAGCAAACAUGGAGUGGUCUACCAUUCAAUCUCUAUACAGGGUCCUCUGCAUGGUGUAUUGGUAAAUGCAAUCUAUCAGCCCUUGGGAGUUCUUGAUCGGAAACGUUUGCUGGCAAGGAGAAGCAGCACCACUUACUGCUAUGAUUUUCCAUUGGCAUUUGAGACAGCCUUAGAACAAAUAUGGGCUUCCCAGUUACCAGGAACUGAAAAACCCAAGGAUAAUUCUCUUCUUAAAGUCACAGAGCUCGUAUUUGCUGAUCAGAAAGGAAGCUGGGGUACUCCUCUUGUUCCCAUGGAGCGCCCAGCCGGAAUCAAUGAUGUUGGCAUGGUAGCAUGGUGCAUGGAGAUGUCAACCCCUGAGUUCCCUUCUGGAAGGAAAGUAUUGAUAGUAGCAAAUGAUGUAACCUUCAAAGCUGGGUCUUUUGGUCCAAGAGAGGAUGCAUUCUUCUUUGCAGUAACCGAUCUUGCUUGCACUAAGAAGCUGCCAUUGAUUUAUCUUGCAGCAAACUCUGGCGCUCGAAUUGGUGUUGCUGAGGAAGUCAAGUCCUGCUUUAGAGUAUGUUGGUCUGAUGAAUCAAGCCCAGAGCGUGGCUUUCAGUAUGUAUAUCUGAGUUCUGAGGAUUAUAAUGACAUUGGAUCAUCUGUUAUAGCACAUGAGUUGAAUCUGCCUAGUGGAGAAACCAGAUGGGUGAUAGAUGCCAUUGUUGGAAAGGAGGAUGGCCUGGGGGUAGAGAACUUAUCUGGAAGUGGGGCCAUUGCUAGUGCAUAUUCUAGGGCAUACAAAGAAACCUUUACCUUAACAUAUGUGACUGGCAGAACAGUGGGAAUUGGAGCUUACCUUGCUCGCCUUGGGAUGCGUUGCAUACAGAGACUGGAUCAGCCCAUUAUAUUGACUGGUUUCUCUGCUUUGAACAAACUCCUCGGCCGUGAGGUGUAUAGCUCUCACAUGCAACUUGGUGGACCUAAGAUUAUGGCAACUAAUGGGGUAGUGCAUCUUACUGUUGCAGAUGAUCUAGAAGGUGUUUCAGCUAUUUUGAAGUGGCUAAGCUGUACUCCUCCUUAUGUGGGAGGUACGCUUCCGGUUUUAUGUCCUGUGGAUCCAACUGAAAGGCCUGUGGAGUACUUCCCUGAAAACUCAUGUGAUCCACGAGCUGCUAUUUCUGGUGUUUUGGAUGGUAAUGGAAAGUGGCUUGGGGGUAUUUUUGACAAGGAUAGCUUUGUUGAGAUACUGGAAGGGUGGGCAAGGACUGUUGUGACUGGACGGGCAAAACUUGGAGGAAUUCCUGUCGGAGUAAUAGCUGUUGAGACACAAACUGUAAUGCAAGUGAUUCCUGCUGACCCAGGACAGCUUGAUUCCCACGAGAGGGUAGUCCCUCAGGCUGGACAAGUAUGGUUUCCAGAUUCUGCAACCAAAACAGCUCAGGCAAUUUUGGAUUUCAACAGAGAAGAGCUUCCACUUUUCAUUCUUGCUAACUGGAGAGGCUUUUCCGGUGGACAGAGGGACUUGUUUGAAGGUAUCCUUCAGGCUGGUUCAACCAUAGUUGAGAACCUUAGGACAUACAAGCAACCCGUUUUCGUAUACAUCCCCAUGAUGGGUGAGCUUCGUGGUGGGGCAUGGGUCGUUGUGGACAGUCAGAUCAAUUCAGACCACAUCGAAAUGUAUGCAGAUCGAACUGCUAAAGGUAAUGUCCUUGAGCCAGAAGGAAUGAUCGAGAUCAAGUUCAGGACAAAGGAGUUGCUUGAGUGCAUGGGUAGGCUUGAUCAACAGCUGAUCGCUUGGAAGGCAAAACUUCAGGAAGCCAGGAAUAGUGGAACUUAUGGGGUCUUUGAAUCUAUACAGCAGCAAAUAAAAUCUCGUGAAAGGCAACUUUUACCAGUUUACACACAGAUAGCCACCAGAUUCGCAGAGCUUCAUGAUUCUUCCCUAAGGAUGGCUGCAAAAGGGGUCAUCAGAGAAGUUGUUGACUGGGGUAGAUCCCGCACUUACUUCUACAAAAGGUUAUGUAGGAGAAUUGCCGAGGGUGAAAUGAUCAAGACAGUAAAAGAUGCAGCUGGUCACCAGCUGUCACAUAAAUCUGCUAUAGACUUGAUCAAAAAUUGGUUCUUGGAAUCAGGUAUUGCAAGUGGCAAAGCAGACGCGUGGGAGGAUGAUGAAGCUUUCUUUGCAUGGAAGGAUGUUCCAGGAAACUACGAAGAAAAGCUACAGGAGUUACGGAUCCAGAAGGUGUUGCUUCAAUUGACAAACAUAGGUGAAUCUAUGUUAGAUUUGAAAGCUCUACCUCAAGGUCUUGCUGCCCUUCUAGAAAAGGUGGAGCCAUCAAGCCGAGGGCUGUUGAUUGAUGAGCUCCGGAAGGUGCUCAAUUGAUUUAAGUGCUUUAGUAUAAAGUAUGGUUCUGCAUUCAUUCAGAAUUAUGCUCGUCUAUAGGUCCCACUGAGAAAGAAACAUAGUAACAUAUACAGUAGCUAUUUGCCUGCCUUGUGCAGCUGUAAUUUAUCAACCACGAGGAAACCUCGCUGUAAAUUGGAGGAGGAUACCCGCACAAUUGUAAAUGUAACUGUCAUCUUUGAGUGAAAUAGGGGAGUAGAUUUCGGUUGGUAACGGGUAAAUUGGCGAGAAUCGGCAGCCUAUGCACUCCAUGGCUGUUCCUUGGCUUGUUGGUCAUUAUUUUUGUAAUAAUUUCUGAGAUGUAUUAAUUACAUAUACGGAUGAAUAAAAACCCUAUUAGAGCUUCAGAAAUUUGCUAA